Messenger RNA from Heterobilharzia americana, 519 nucleotides. NCBI's taxonomy places the organism in Eukaryota, Metazoa, Platyhelminthes, Trematoda, Strigeidida, Schistosomatidae. The record is from the annotation of a GenBank genome assembly.
GGAAUAUAGGUUGUGAAGAAAAAAUACGUUAACCAACUGUAUCUAUUUUAUGACAUUUCCAACAAUGAAAACAUUUAAAAAGAACUCUGAAAUGCCUGCAAACAACCAGUGUGCUGAAAUUUUCGAUCUAGCUUGUGAGUUACAUGUGAAUCCAGCUAACCGUCAAUCACAUAUGAAUGUAAAGAAUUUAACAUCAUCAACUUCAGAAGUCACAUCUCCUUCAAAUCCAAUAUGCACUGACUCACAUUUAUACGACACGGCUGUUAAUCGAAUGUUUACAUUGGAUUCUGAUUAUUUCAAAAGGCCUCAGUUUCAGUGUCUACCCAACUGUCAAGAUAUUCCAUUAGCGUCAGAAGAGAAAGGAUUGUCAACUCUUUUCCCAUAGUUGGCCAUACGCAUCCACGUAUUCGCUCACAUCUACGGUCACACAUUGUUAAAAACUCUUCACACACAGCCAAUACACAUUUAUCCCCAGGUAAAUUGGAAAAUAAAUCUUUGCCAUUUUUACAAACAGUGCCA